Messenger RNA from Nerophis ophidion (straightnose pipefish), 1059 nucleotides. RefSeq names its product neurogenin 3 (gene neurog3). The transcript is spliced from 2 exons. The coding region runs from base 23 to 430 and encodes 135 amino acids. Gene Ontology annotation, molecular function: protein dimerization activity. Lineage: Eukaryota; Metazoa; Chordata; Actinopteri; Syngnathiformes; Syngnathidae. The record is from RefSeq and is a predicted model, not a curated record.
GGACCACAACUACUCACACAGGAUGUUUCCCAAAGAGCACACAUCCAGGACAGCGAUGAGCACGAAGCAUCAGGCCACAUGUGUGCAUGCAGUGCGGGGCAGGCGCAGGAUGAAGGCCAACGACAGGGAGCGUCACCGGAUGCACAACCUCAACUCUGCCCUGAACACACUGAGAAACAUUCUACCAGCUGUGCCGGACGACGCCAAGCUGACCAAGAUCGAAACGCUGCGAUUCGCCCACAACUACAUCUGGGCUCUGACAGAGACUCUGCGCAUGUGCGAGCAACAUACAGCAACACACUUCCUUCCUGUGUUGAACCGGGCUGACACACCUGCUGCAGAGGAGUGCUCUACAACAGCUGACCAGAUUUGUCGUUCACUCACCUUUUACCCUAAGUCGCUCUACAGUGAAAAGGAGCUCACUUGGUAAUGACUUUCAAAAGUUGAUCUAUAGUAACUAACAUUCAUGCCAUCACAGGUAAACAUUUCAGGCAACUGAUUUAAACAAAUAUUUAUUUGGCGUGUUUUUGGAAUAUAUUGGUCUAUUGAAUAAAAACGGUAGAAAAAGUUGUGGGUAAAAGAGCGUCCCUUGUUCCCAGGUUUAAAAAUAGUAUUCUCCACAAAUACCCAAAGACAGUGAGUGGUUCUUUUCUAAUGAAUACUGCACCCAGUGGCACAACAUGGCUGGAAUAUAAACAAAUGCUUUCCCUAUUGUGGAGCUCAAAGUUCAAAUGUGCAAAUAAACAUUGUGUCCAGUGCGAGUGGCCCGCACAGAAGAGCGCAAAGGAAAAAACAAAACAAAGAGAAGCUAAGUGUGGGAUUGUGCCCGCUUGUCCUUUAACUGUGUGCAGUCCAAGGCUUGGUUGGUGAAGCUUUAUUUGGGGAAGACUGUGACCACGUCGUAGCCUUCAGGCGGGGUCAUUCUCUCGCGUGCGUGCUUCUCGCAGUAAAUCUGCUCCUCCACAAAGAAAUGUCCCUUCUGUUUCAGGUUGAUGUCGCAGUCGGUGCAAGUGAAACAGUCCGGGUGCCGGAACUUGUCACGCAGCUUCACCAACUUCC